This is a messenger RNA of Zerene cesonia (dogface butterfly), 5044 nucleotides long. Its product is annotated as C-Maf-inducing protein-like. The record is from RefSeq and is a predicted model, not a curated record. NCBI's taxonomy places the organism in Eukaryota, Metazoa, Arthropoda, Insecta, Lepidoptera, Pieridae. Bases 455 to 3070 code for a protein of 871 amino acids. The transcript is spliced from 14 exons.
CUAUAGUACGAUGACAACAGCAGCCAGUAGUGCUCCGUUUGCGCUCACUGCUUUGCAUUAGUUUAUUUGAGGCAGAUUGUGUUUCGUUUUUAACGCAUUAAAUAUAAAAAUUCGUAGCGUUUAUGCGGGAAAUGAUCGAUUGGCCUUAUAUAUUUUCAUAGUUGUACACGAUGAUCAGUUAGUUCAGUGCAUUGGCGUUGGAAGCCUAUUAUGAAAGUGAUAUCUUUAACAUCGAUCACAUUCGAGGGCUUAGACUGAAUAUGUGUGGAUUUUGCCCAUCUAGAUAAUAUGUAAGAUGCAUAAUUUUAAAUCAAUGAUUUAGUUCUCAUUUCGAAUUACAUGUAACCGCACAAUUAUCAUACAUUAAUUACUAUUUGUGAAGUUAACACUGCAUUGAGAGAAAAAUGACUUAAUUGUACCUAAAUUCAAUUCGCAAACAAACAGCAUUUCCACAAUGCCAUCUCAUAGCCAGGAGAUAAAUAUCGAUAUAAAUUCGAAUGAAGAUUCUGGUUCUCCAAGCGAACAAAAAGAAGACAAGAGCAAAGCAAUGAAGUACGUAAACACAGAUAAUAUUGGAAACAAUGCGCCAGCAGGUCUUAGUUCCGACCAAAAGCUGGCAUUCGCGUUAAGAGAUUUUUUGGGCCCGUCUAACAUGGUUCUUGGUGAAGAGUCGCCAUCUCCGUCCAAUAUCGAGCAAAAACUGCCUUACAUAGAUGAAAUAUUAGACACUGAAAUAAAUAAUUCUGAUGAGGAGCCUCAGACUUGUCAGGAAACGGAGGAAGUACUAAAUAACGCAGCAUGCCGGUUGAGGCGGUGGCGUGCAGCGUCACGUAAACUUCGUAGACCUCGCAUAAUAGAUAAUUUGUGUGCUAGCAAAGACUGUGGUGGUGCCGGGAAGAGUUUUAGUGGUGGACAUACGGAUUUAGCGGACCGCUUGCGUAGCCUAGCUGCGACAGGCAGCAUGUCAGCGUCGGCCGGAGAGUUGUUGUCGCUGGCGCCACCGCCUCCCGCCGCCACAGCACCGCCUUCUCCGGGCUGCUUGCUGACACCAACCCUGGCUGAUCAAAACUCAGCUGAAUAUUUCGGUUCCAGUCCAGAAUGCUGUAUCGAUAUCGUAGGGUCAAAGAACACUAAUGCAGUUGGCACACCGGUACCCCCUCCUGGACCCCGGUAUAAGCUGGCAUCCGAAGCGACAUUAAGAAUAUGUUCCUUCCAACAUACAAGAACAGUAGUUGAUAAAAUUCUGGCCGCAAAAUUUUUUCGAAGAUGGGAAACUCAUAUCUUGUGCUUGUUAGAAGACCACAUAGUUUCAAAGGCGCCUUAUGGACAACUGGAAAAACCACUGUCCUACAGCUGUAUGCAAGAAGUUUAUUGUAUAUCACGGUGGGACCCGGCAAGAAAGUAUUGCUUGCGGAUAGUCAUGCCUAAUGGCUCACUCCUUCUGCAGGCAAAUGAUGCAUACACGAGGGAUCAAUGGUACUAUUCCAUAGUGUGGAGGAGAAACAUGAUAAGAUAUCGGAAUCUAUUGACGAAAUCUGUGAGAAAAGAAAUCGUAUUAAAGGAAUUAAAGAACAUGGUAGACUUCGUGAUGACAACACCGCUGCAAGAUGAAUGUGUGACGCGGACACCUCUGGAAAUACUUGCCAAUUUACUCUCAGAGAACAAAGACAGUCCAGACUGGGAAGAAUGGGCAGAGAUUACCACCAGUGCCGCAUCGCCACUACUAGCUGAAAGGGGAGUAAAUGGGGAGUUAUGUGCUCUACUGGCCCGCCUUUGCAGGCUGCGGCCGCGCUCUGCUCCUCUGCCAGCGCUCGCUCCACCAGUGAGGCGGGUGCUCACGAGAAAUGUGGACUUCGGGAAGGCACCACAUGCUAGACAGUUCGUCAGAGAUUACAUAAGUGCCUUGAGUGCUCACAAUUCCGGGCCGAGUCUCGUCCGUCGAUUCGUGGAAGUGACGCACGGAAACCGCGCCACUUGCCCACACCCAAGGGCCGCCCCCAACUUGGCCGCGGUCGUUCUAGCAGCUAUCGACGAUCACUAUCGGAAUUACACAACGCCGCAUCAAUGCGACGAUACUGAGCAUGAAGUACUUUGUUUCGCUGACAUUUUAGAGCAUAUGUGCGAGUAUGAAGACUGGCUAACAGUAGUCGGGGGGGUGCUCCAGCCGGUGCCGCUGUGCGCCAACGCGAUGGCGUGUCCCCGUGUCGCGUUCCGGCUGGGCAACGUGCUGAGCGCGCUGUCCCGCGACCAGCGCUGCGCGGUGCACGGCUGCGUGGCGCCCGCGCGGGCCGCCCGCCCCUGCCCCCCCUCCUGGCUGAGAGCCGCUGCUCCCUCCGAUCCGCUGCUGUCGCUACCGCACACUAAGCUAUGCCAGCUCUGGGGUGAUAUGGUGCAGGGGUUAAUUAACUGUUGCUGUAAAAGGAAAAGUUUCCUACAAAGCAUGAGUAAGCAACUACCGGACUUUAUUAUUGUUGCGUUUACGGAACAUCCAGCAGCGCUAGAAUCAUUAUGCCUUAUGCUCGAGUGGGAAGUAGCGAGUGGUGAACAGACUCAACUAGAAAUCAUAGCAGCUUUACAGGGAACUCCACUAGGGAAACAAUAUUAUACAGAUUUGUGCGAACGACAGAAAACACUACAGAAACUGCAGGCUCACGGAGGACCUAAACGUUUGGCGUUACCAGUCCGUGCGACCGAUGAAGAUGUAGCAGCAUUGUUAGAGGCAGGCUCUCUCGGAAACCUAGAAUGUUUAAGUCUAGCUUUUACAAGUGUAACAAGCGCGUGCGCACAUCAUCUUAUUAAAUUACCUUCACUUCGUUAUCUCAACCUAUGGGCAACAAAGUUUGGCGACAGUGGUGUUCAGUUAAUCGCGGAACAUUUACCACGUUUGCAAGUUUUAAAUCUCUGUGAGACACCGGUGUCCGAUAAGGGCAUAGAGGCGCUAUCAGGUCUUUCAAGUCUCCGCAGAAUAAAUCUAAACAGUACAAAAUUAUCGGCUGAGGCCUUCGAGACGUUGCGCCAACGGUUGCCCCAGCUGCAGGAAUACGACGUCAGGUACACUGAAGCGUGGUGACGAAAUCAUCACACCACGUUUACGGCCAACAUAAUAACCUAGCAUAUAAAUUGUUACGCUUUCAAAAGUGGAAGAAACGCGUGCUUUCACUAUGGCGAAUUGUUAAAUUGAGACAGCGUAAUUAGAAUACGUUAAGUUAAAAUGUUAUUUUAAUGUAUACUUAUAAGACUAGAACGUACAGUGUACAACCGUACUUAGCAUUUUUCCCAUUAAUUUAUAUUCUGUAUUAAUUUGUGCGUUUGCUAACGUCAUUUGUAUGUUGUUAAAGGAUUUGUUUUCUUGAAGACGUCACAUUUCUAAUUUCCAAACAGUUGCAUUUAUUUACAUUUUCAAAAGUACUAUAGAAAUAGGAAUUGUAAUACAAUACAACUUAUACAUUUAUAUGCGAUUUCAAAUGGUCUUUAUUAAAUAUAAAUGUAUAAAGUGUGUAGUUUCGUAAUGAAUCGUACCUAAUAUCGGGAUAAAUCAUUCAGCUGGGAGAUAAUUUUUAAAUGCAUAUUUAUUUGUAACCAAUAAAGUAUUAAUACUAAGUUCUAGUUUAUUUAUAAUUUACUUUUGUUAUUAAAUAUAAACUCGUACGGCUUAUUGAGAAUUCGUGCAUGCGUGUUUAUUCCAACACAGUUAAUUAAAUAAAUUUAAUAUUUUAAAAAGUCACACAAGACUUGUUAUGCAUAAAAGAUAACUUACCUUUUAAAGAUUAUUGAAAACAUGUAGUAUCUGUUUGAAUGUAUAACUAUUGCUUUUAUCAAUGUAUUUACUUUUCUACAUGAUGAAUACUCUUAUUAAUGUUUAAUAAAAUUAUUUCCAAGUUUUGUUAAGGAAAAGAAUCCAGUUAUUUACAAAUUAAAACAAACCGUUUCAAUCGAAAGAUUUCAAGUACCAGAUUUAAAGAUAACUUCGAUAGAAAUGACAAAAAGUUUAUCACGAUAUUAUCUUGUUUAAUUGAUGUGUCAUAUUGACGAUAAAUAAUGAUACAUACUACCUCUAAGAAGGCGCUCCCACAAAAUGUGUCAUACAUUUCAGUUCAUAGUCCACUUAUUUUCCAAAUGCUAAGAUUAUUUUAAAAUCUGAUAAAUGAAAUUUUAUAUUUUAACAUUUGAAUGGUAAGUUUGUUUAUAGAAUAUUAUUGAAAUCGGACACAGAGUAAACAUAUUGAACACCAACUGCCAAAAAGUUCAGUGAGCAUGUUUUAAAACGAGUGAUUUAAUAGUAUUAUACCUACGACUAAAAUAAGAUAUUCGGGCUGUGAGGAAUGUGGAAAAUUGGUGUGAAUGAGAUACUGCGACUGUGUUCUAAGUAAUGUACUUCUUCUAAGUAUAUUCCCGCCGUAAUAUUAAACUAUUGCAGUACCCUACCUACGUUUAUAAAUACGACAAUUCACGAAAAUAGAUGAUGUUACUUUUAUUUAUCAAACAUAUAUACAUGAUUUAUGCAAUGGUAAAAAUCAAGUUUAGAUUGUUAAAUUGAACAUUGUAAUGAAUUAGAAUUUAAUUAUUUAUGACGUGUUCGUUCAUCAAUACAAAUUAAGUAAUAAAUAUAUCGUAUUAAUUACUUCCUUAUAUUCGAUUAUAUUAAUUACGCACAUAACUAUGUAACUGCAGUUCAAUCAUUCAAAGGUAAAUUGAUCCAUAUCACACAAGAUCAGAAAUGUACCUACCGCUUAUAUCAUUUGAUAAACCUUUUCGAUAAAUUUUGUACUUAUUCAUAAAUAUAAAAUGGCUACAAGUUAGCUAUGUUAACUCCAAUAUAUGUUAUGCUCCUCGUUAUUAAUAUUAAUUUAAUAUAGUUAUUUACCUAGUUCUUAUAAUUCGUCUUAAAAUAUCGCAAUUUAUUCUCACUCUUUGGAGAUUCUCUUAGUAAAUUUUAAAUGCACUCGGUAAUGAUAAUUUAUAUGAUGAAGAGGUUAAGACUUAUUCAAUGUUGUAUUAAGUACCUAUGAAGUUUUUUAAUAAAAGAAUAAAAGAAAUAAUGGAA